ACUCACACAACUGUAUAAUUCUAAACCUAGUGUUUGCUUCUCUGCAGAGAUGCAGAGCGAUGGAGGUUGAUUUUAGACCGAUUUUGCUCUCUGCACACAGCCACCCUAUUAUGUGAAGAUGUCAGAAACAGCCACUUGUUGUUACUAAGGAGAUCUGUGAGGCUGACUGGGAUCUAUAGGAUGUGGCCGAAUGGAAAAUCAGGCUUUUUAUUGUAAGGAAAAAGAUGAAAUGAAAGACAUUUCUUGCUAACUGAUUUUCUAAAUGUCUAAAUCCAUAUACAUAGGACCAUGGUGACGGGUUACUGAAAGGAAGAAAGAAUAAUAAUUGAUAUGUUCAAAUUAAUGGUUUGUACUUUUUAUUUCCAUUUAAAAUGAAAAUGGGUUCAACGUCUAUACCAUAUGAUUCCACCAUGUAUAAAAAGUGUGAGACAGGAUGGUGAAACGCACUUGCACAUUCACAACAAAAGGGGAAAACGGAGGAGGUAGGGAGGGUAGUGGAGGGGAGGGGGGGUCGGUGACAAGCUCCAGCGAGGGGAGAUUUCAGUGCAGGUGUCCUUGGGUUUUUUUUUUUCUCUGACAGCUCGGAGACAGGACCCGACCGUAAGUAGCCUAAGUCUGUUGAGGAGGAAUCACAGCUGAUAAAAUAAUAAAUGUUUGAUCAUCUGCCAUGAAAUCCGAAAAGAGCAGCGAAGGAAAGAUACGCUCGUCUGGAUGAGAGACCCCCGCUGGGUGAAGACACGCAGCGUAUGUGUUAGCUGAGCCGUGAAAGCUCGCUGCCAUUGACUGGAGCUGAGGCUGAAAUGGGAGCAAAGCGAUGAAAACCGAGCGCAGGGGAGUGAACAUCCUCAAGCAAAUGAUCACAUCACCGAUCAUUUCGAGGUAUUAGGCAUCGUUUUCAGAUUAAUAAUCCGCGAUAUUUGCCACUGUCUGGACAUUCACAGUCGAUGCCGACGGCUUGUACGGUGGCAUCUAUUGUCGCCAGACAAAUUCCUUUUUUUUUUUUUUUUCCCAUUGUGCAGAUGUGGUCUGCAAGAAAAAUAAGGCCUGUUCGGUGGGUGAAACGUUCAGGGACUAAUCACCGAUCACGAUGAACAGUGAAUCAGUAUUGAUAAUCUCCACCAAUACAGGUUUCUCCUGGAUAGAUCUUCUGUACUGUUUCUUCGUGUUAUGGAUCAUAUGCCAUGUUAGGUGAGGGAUGCAUGUGAAAAUAAUGUGAGAGGCAUGUUGAAUUUUGCACCCGAGAUCCACUGAACAAGGAGCACCAGCUACAACAAGCUUAUUGUUGUGACACCCUGAAAAGCAAACAAAACCCUUAGCUGGUUUUCUCUCCUGUCAUCCUGCUGGUCAGGAUGGGACUAACGUGACUCUGCUGGAUGUGAGGCGCACAUGCCCUCCCUGUCCCUGUUGCUGGACGAACAAUGCAAAGCUCUCGGGCGGCCGGUAUGGACACAAAUUUCACUGAUGUUUCCUGGGGGCAGGGUUUCACUGACUCCAGUCAGGAGCCAGUCUGGUCCUCCACUGCUAACUGCGUGGUGAAGGUGGUGCUCAUAUCUCUCAUUGUGUGUGUGUCCUUGUUUGGGAAUGUGGUGGUUCUGCUGGUAUUCCAGAGGAAGCCUCAGCUGCUUCACGUUGCCAACCGCUUCGUCCUCAACCUGCUCCUCGCAGACCUACUGCAGACCAUAUUAGUCAUGCCCUUUGCCAUUGCAGCCACCGUGCCAGGUGUGUGGCCCCUGGAUGCCCGACUGUGCCAGGCCCUGGUGGUGCUCAUGCACCUUUUUGCAUUUGCCGGGGUUAACACCAUCAUAGUUGUAUCUGUGGAUCGCUACCUUGCCAUCAUCCACCCUCUGUCAUAUCCCACCCGCAUGACCCCUCACCUGGGCACCAACCUGAUCAUCUGCACGUGGGUGCUCAGCUUCCUGCAGAGCACACCUCCCCUGUACGGUUGGGGGGCCAUUGACUUUGACCGCCAUCACAGUGUGUGCUCAGUGGUGUGGUCCUCUAGCUUGUCCUACUCUGCUGUGGUGUCCACCUUUUCUUUCUGGCUGCCUGUGCUCAUCAUGCUGGGAUGUUACUGGAUGGUGUUCAGAGCGGCUCGGAGGCAGAACGCUCUCGUGCAUCCCAUACAGACACAAGCCUACUCCCAGCCCUGUCCACAGGACUUCCAGGGACCCAGCAGUCCGCAGCGGCAGCCCCAGGCCCAGCCAGCCAGUUCACCUGAUGGGCCCUACUCAGCCAGAGGAUACCCUGUUCGAGUGAGGCACAGACGCUUCCACUACCACUGCAAGGCAGCUCGUGUAGUUUUUGUGAUCAUGGCUUCAUAUAUCCUCAGCAUGGGGCCUUACAGCAUACUGAAUACUAUAUCUAUGAGCACCAGAGCAGCCAUACCCCCGUGGUUGUCCUCCCUUGCCCUUGUGCUUUUUUUUUUACAGUGCUGCCUACACCCCUACAUAUAUGGUUACAUGCACCGUAGUGUGAGGAAGGAAUUCCUUGCUUUGCUUUGUGGACUGUUCUGCAAACAGGGCCGUCCAAGCCAGAGCUCAGCUGUAGAGAGCUGCUUCACUACUACAGAGGGACGCUCAGGUGCCCACCCUCACCUGCCCAGCCUGGCUGCUCGAGUCCUCCCUCUGCGGACUUGGGAAGAAUGCACAACAUCCUCCACUCCCACUUUUGAGACGAAGUCAAGGGACAGCCGUAAAGAGACCACGUCUACCAGCAUCAGCUCUGAGAGGGAGCUCACGGUCCACAGCAAACAAAGCACAUAAACUGCCUUGAGGAUCCAUCACAUAGACCACAUUUGCUCUUAUUUGAGGAGAUUGUCAUACAGUGUGUUCACACAUAUGCUAAUAUGCCUUCUUUACAACAGGGUCAUUCAUUCUGAAGUUGCAUUGUAGUGGCACUUAAUCACCAACAUAACAAUCUUUUACAAUUUUUUCAUCAGCCUGAUUAACUCGAAGUCAGAUAUAUCUCUUUGUAAAGAACUUGGUCCGUUUAUUGUUAUAUUAUGAAUUUGUAACAGAAUCGGCUGUGUGAAAGAAAUCUUAGAUAAUGAGUAUCUAUUUUCACUAAGUCAUAUGAAGAAAACAGAAGGUUUUAUAUGUAAACCACAUAAAUCAGACUUUGUGCAGUUGUUCUUAUGUUUUGUCUCUACAAACUGUCAUUACUAUUUUAUAUGAAUGCAAUUAUUGUACAAGCUACUGUUACAUAAAACGGGCAAACAGACUAAAUUUUAGAGUAAAACCAGAAAUUACAUUUAAUUUGUAUUUUGCGUCUUUGCCUGCAAGUCUAUUGUCAAUGCCACUGGGUUUUUUUUAAUCUAGACUUGCUGUGUAGAGAUAGAAAUUGCUAUGUUGGAUCAAAGUGGUUGGUGUCCUGAACACUUUGCUUUAAUUAUGGGCCAUAUAUGUCUCUGAUAAGAUAUUGAGCUGCAGUAUCUGUGCAACUACUCUAUCUCCUUUAAACUUUUUGUGUGUUGUAUUUUCUGUGAUCCUGCUGGAGGGCAGAGGAUGUAGGCUACUGUCCUUGUGUUAGUGCAAGCAAGCUUCGCCUGCAUCUAAUGAACUCAGGGUUUGCUUGUGGAAAAAUACAUAGUGCCCGUCUCUGUUCUUGAAUCUUGUUGAGCAAGUGAACAUAAGUGUGUUUACGUCCUUGUCGCAGUAACUCUUCUUAGUCUUAAAGCGCCUUUUGAGUAAAUGAGUAGAAUAGUGAUUCAUGGUGCCUGUUAGUUACAAAACACACAAGGGUUGGUGACUUCCUUUCCCUGAUGGGAGGGCCACGCAAACAAGGUUGUCUUAGCCUCUUUGUUUCCUUUAACUCUUGUUCAACUUAGGUGAAAUUUAGCAUCUUAAUUCAGUGCCACUGUAUAUUUGGGACUCAGUAUUUGCUGCCCAUGUAAUGUCAGCCUCUCUUUGAGGAAGUGCAGUAUUUUUGUUAAAAAAAAAGUACAGUGUGUACAAAGCAGGGUAUGCUCAAAAGAUAACUCCUUGCACCAGUUAUUUAACAGACUGUAUUAUAUAUAACAUAUUGAUAUAUAACAGAUGUCUCAUAUUCCACUGUACACAUGUAGAUUUGUAAAGAUACCUCCUGAUACAGGAUUUUUAAUGGAAAACCCUGUCUGCUUAAAGCCACGGAGAGGAUGAGUAGUUAUCUAAGUGUUAUUUGGCUGCCAUGACUCAUCUCAUAGAAAUAUAAUUCAUUGAUUUGAUUGGGUAGAUGAUGUGUUGCCAAAGGAUGUUAUAGAUGCAUCACAACAUGUCAUCACAAAUGAUGUGCAUCAUUUAGUCAUCAUUUAGAUUUUUUAUAUCCUUUAGGGAAAGUGAAAAAAAUUGUCAGAAUGACCCAGGGUGUUCCUGUUUUAUUAUUAAGAAGAUGAACAUGAUAUUUAUGUGUGUAUAUAUAUAUAUAUAUAUAUAUAUUAUUAUUAUUAUUAUUAUUAUUAUUAUUAUUAAUACUAUUAUUAGACUGUGAUUGAGAAACAAUUCACAGUGUAUCAGACCUGACUGGAGUAGUAUGGAUUUGAGCCUUUGUUUAUUCAACAGGUCACUGGAGAAAUCCAUAGUACAGUAUUACAACUGACAAUCAAACUUGCAAAAGAAGUUUGCCAAUGUUUCUCUGUAAAGACAAAGGGAUACAGUGUGUCAUACAAUUUAUCAUCAAAAAAGAGAAAAUUACGUUUUCAAGUGCUUUAAAACUACAUAUUUUUGUGAUUUCUAUUGUGCUUUUGUAUUAUUUCUGGUUGCAUUAUUCAACAUCUAAAGUUGUCUGUUGUUUAAUAAAAGUGAAUUAUAUGUA
Molecule: messenger RNA, 4788 nt
Organism: Seriola aureovittata
Lineage: Eukaryota; Metazoa; Chordata; Actinopteri; Carangiformes; Carangidae
Gene: gpr101
Product: G protein-coupled receptor 101
Exons: 1
Coding region: 1419-2762 (447 amino acids)
Biological process (GO): G protein-coupled receptor signaling pathway
Cellular component (GO): membrane
Molecular function (GO): G protein-coupled receptor activity
Source: RefSeq, a predicted model, not a curated record